AUGCCAAUCAAACAAGAAAAAGCACGCGGUCCAACUCAGGAUGGAAAUUCGAGUAGUCAACCUAAUGGCGGAGGAGUCACCUUACCCAUCCCGUGUAGCGUUCGAUUAACAAUGAUGAAUCCGUUUGGCUGCGUCAUUUGCUCACUCUCAUUCUCACAAGUCAAAGAUCUCCAUGCUCAUAUGAGCAAUGCUCACAAGAAUGCUUUUCGAUGCAAUUUCUGCUUGGAGGAGUUCCAGCAACUACAUCAUCUGGAACGUCACUUCAAUAUGACUCACAUCAAAGACGAAUGA
Messenger RNA from Caenorhabditis remanei, 291 nucleotides. RefSeq lists its product as uncharacterized. Lineage: Eukaryota; Metazoa; Nematoda; Chromadorea; Rhabditida; Rhabditidae. The transcript has 2 exons. Bases 1 to 291 code for a protein of 96 amino acids. The record is from RefSeq and is a predicted model, not a curated record.